ACUUCACCUCAAAACGAUAUUUUCAUAUAAAUAUCCGACAUUUAAUUCUGGAAGACACAUUCACAGCCUUAAGGAACUGCAAAACACGUUUAUUUGAUCAAAAUGCAAAGACAAAUCAUCAUUGGAUUCGCCGCUCUGGCGUGCGUAUGCGCACAAGUGUCACAACCACCUCAUUAUAAAGAAAAUUAUCCCGAUACUUACCAUUUCGCGAAAAAUAUCCGUCAUCCCCGUGAUCUAACUUGGGACAGGAAAGCUGGAGGCGGAAAAGUAUUUGGUACCCUCGGUCAUACAGAUGACAGCCUUUUUGGCAAAGCUGGAUAUAAAAAGGACAUAUUCAACGAUGCAAGAGGUACUUUGAAGGGUGAAGCAUACGGUUCCCGAGUGUUGGGUGCAACUGGUGACAAUAGCUACUUAGGAGGGAAGUUAGAUUGGAACAAUGUUAACAAAAAUGCUCAAGCCACUUUCGAACUUACUAAACAAAUUGGCGGCAGGACCAAUGCUGAAGCCACGGCGUCUAAAGUAUGGAACUUCGACAAGAACACUCGCUUGUCCGCUGGUGGGGUGGUGUCCCAAGAUAUUGGACAUGGUAAACCUGACGUGGGUCUAGGAGCCAAGUUUGAACACAACUGGUGAUCUCGUAGAAAUUUAGAUUAAUUCAAGUUGUGUGUUGUAUUUAACUAGUCUUUUGGAAUUUAAAAAUAAAUUAUUAUAUCGAAUA
This is a messenger RNA of Melitaea cinxia (Glanville fritillary), 718 nucleotides long. RefSeq names its product gloverin-like. Lineage: Eukaryota; Metazoa; Arthropoda; Insecta; Lepidoptera; Nymphalidae. Bases 103 to 633 code for a protein of 176 amino acids. The transcript has 5 exons. The record is from RefSeq and is a predicted model, not a curated record.